UAUCUCACACAGCGGAACGUUUCGCUUCUGCGGAAGGGAACAAGCGCGGAAAGGAAAGACUGCAGGAGUGCAACCCCGGACAGAUUUACCGGUAACACCAGCUGGAUACAUGUGAGUGACAGUGUUGUCGUGGAUACAGAAAGAUGCAACGGCUUUACGUUGGUGGGUUGAGCCACACAAUCACUCAGAAGGAUCUCAAAGAUCGGUUUGGGAAGUUUGGACAAGUGGAGGAUGUGGAGCUCCGGACCAGGAAGGACGACGAAGGUGUUCCUUACAAAACCUUCAGCUAUAUUAACAUCAACAUUACAGACGCCGACCUAAAGAAAUGUAUGACGGUGCUGAACAAAUCCAAAUGGAAAGGAGGAACUCUGCAGAUAGAAACGGCUAAGGAGAGUUUCCUGCACAGACUGGCUGAGGAGCGGCAGAUGGCAGAGCAGCAGCGCCUCCUGCCGCCUGCAGCAGAGGAUCAGAAGCAGAAGAUGCUGGACUCCCUGAGCAAAGCCGGCGUGGAAAACUUUACCAUGAAGGCAGCGGUGCCGGGGACAGAAGUACCAGGACACGAGGACUGGGUGGUGAGUAAAUUUGGACGCGUGCUGCCUGUGCUGCAGCUUAAGUGUCAGAAAGGCAGCCGAGCUCGAACCCUGAAGUACGACCCGUCCAAAUACAGCCACAACAUCCGCAAGCUGGACCGCCCCUCCGCAGACCAGUCCGCCUCAGACCUGCCCACCCCGGUGAGUCAGCUGACCUGGGAGCUGCAGGGGGGCGAUGACGACAUCAGCAAGAAGAGGCGCGGAGAGUUUCCCGCAUACGAGCCGCCGAAACGCAAGAAGAGCCGGACAGACGCGGUCAACUUACUGAAAGCUGAGGGCAAACCCAGACUGAAGCAGAGCGUGGACUCUGUCGCUCUCACAGAGGCUCCUCAGGUCACCAACGGGCAUAAACCCCCCAGCGCAGUCAGACCAGCUCAGAGGAAGGGGCCGCCUCUUACUCUCAGUGACAUCGAUUCAGACGACGAGAUCCACAAAAUAGUGGCAGUCCAGAGCUCCUCCCAUAAUGCACUGCAGCAGGAAGAGGACGAGGAUAAGCUGGAAGUGGUUGGACUGGAUUAUUUGGUGACGCCGGGCCGUGCUCGUCAGCAGCAGAAAGGAGGUGAUGAAGAGGAGAAUGACUACGACUCUGCAGACACAGAUGAACUGUUGGCCUCCAGGAAACCCCCUCCUCCUCGUUCUUCUUCUCCUCCUCCCCAGGAGAGACCGACCCUCACGGCAGGAAACAUCUCCGGGAACAACACAGACAGGAAGAGAAAGACCAAGAAGAAAAGUAAAGCUGAAGAGGAAGAGGACGAUUCAACAGAUGCUGAAGAACCCUCCACACAGAAGAGACAAACAAAGAAACAAAGCAAGAAGAUGAAAGUCCUCCCUGUUGUAAAACCAUCUUCCUCAGAAUCAGAAAGUGAUGAUGAUGAGGAGGAGGAGGAGUGUGAGUCCGCUGAUUCCAGUUCAGAUUCUGAUUAUGAAGCCAUGUUCUCUAACGUCACUCGUCUGGAGAUCUCCCUGGCUGAUCUGCAGAAGCUAGCUGAAGAAUUCCAGGAUACUUCUGAGACUACAGCUCCCAGCAGCCUCAGCGUCUCUGAACAAGAAACUAAGCCCCCAAAGAAGGGCACCACGCCGGAGGAGAUCCUCGCCGCCCUCAUGGAGGACGACAGCAGCGAGGAGGAGGAGCAGCAGCCGAAGAAGAAGAAAAAGAAAAGGAAAGCAGACGCUACAACCCAACUGCUGCCGGCCUUCAAGGGGACGAAGGCGCUGAACGAGGGGUCGGAAACAGAAGAGGGACAAAAGGAGGAAGAGGAGGGAGAAGGAACUGAGGUUAAAAAACUAAAGGUGGACCACAAAGCAACUAGCAGCAAAAUGAAUGGACAGAAACACACAGAAACCGAGAGCAGUGAGGAUGAGGAGGAGGAUGAGGAAGAGGAGGAAGAAGAACCAAAGAAAAAGAAGGCAGUGGUGAAGAACAUGGCUGAGAAAGCUGAAUCAGUUUCCUCCUCCAGCAGUGAUGAGGAGGAGGAGGAGGAGGAAGAACAGGAGAACAAGGGGAAGGUGUUCAAGACCAUGGCUAAAAAAGCUCAGAAAGAGUCCUCCUUUAGCAGCGAUGAAGAUGAAGAGGAAGAGGAAGUGCCAAAGGCAAAUCAGAAUGUUCUUCCAUCUAAAGCUGCAGCAGCUUCAUCCUCCAGCUCCUCCUCUGAAGAAGACGAGGACGAGAUCCUCCCUGCUAAAGAUGCAGUGAAAGCAGCACCUCCCCCUGCUCCUCACAGUGAGUCCUCCUCCAGCGAGGAAGAGGAGGAGGAGGAGGAGAAGCAGGCUCCUCUCCGUGUCCCGUUAGGAGCUAAGGAGGAAGAGGAGCGCCAGAGGAAGGCCAACAUAAGGAGGCUGGCAGCUGUCCAGCAGAGGCAGAAAGAGACGGAGGAGAACAAGAAGCUGAUCCAGGGAGCGCUGGCCAACCUGGAUGCUCCAGCAGCAGGAGCUGGGAAACACAUCGUCUUCGGCUCUGAUGAUGAGGAUGAUGAGGAGGCUGACAGUGAUGAUGAGCAGCAGACAACUUCAGAGAUCAAAACGCCAAAGAAGACGCUGUUCCAGGACAGCCAAUCAGAGGACGAGGCACCAGGUCAUAAGAACACCUCAACAAAAGAAAAGCUGUCGGGAACUCACCUGUUUGGCAGCAGUGAGGAAGAGGAGGAUGCUGAUGAAGAGGAGGAUGGCAGCAGGUUUGACAUCAGGCCUGAGUUUGAAGGUCGAGCAGGACACAAGCUGAUGGAGCUGCAGUCCCGCUUCGGGAAAGACGAGCGCUUCAAGAUGGACUCUCGCUUCCUGGAGCAGAAUGAGGACAAAGAGGAGGAGUCAGAGAAGAAAAAGAGCGGGACCGAGGAAGAGGAGGCGCUGGAGGAGGAGAGGAAGAAGAGCCUGUCCAUCCUGCAGAGCGUCCUCGGCAUCAGCCAGCACACCUCCAGCAGCAGCAAGGCCACCAGCAAGGCCAAAACCUUCAGAGAUGUGUCAGCGCUGCACUACGACCCCAGCAGAGAGGAACACGCUGCGUUUGAGACCAAGACAGAGGAAACCAAGAAAGAGAGUAAGGCAGCCAGGAGGAAGAAGAGGGAGGAAGCUCAGAAACUCCCGGAGGUUUCUAAAGAGAUUUACUACGAUGUGUCCGGUGACCUGAAGGCCGUGUUCGGUCUUACAAAGGAGGAGGAGGAGGAGGACGCUGUUGCUGUUGCAGAAAAAGAGGAGACAAACUGGGACCAAGAGGAAGAAAAGAAAAAAGAGCAGGAGGAGGCAGGAGAACAGGUUGAACAGCCGAGCCUGGAGUCUUCCCUCCCGUCAGCUGAGAAAGAGGAGGCGUCAGGAUUUAAGUUCUCUUUCUUCGGAGACGACGUAGAAACAGGAAGUGGAGAGACAGCUGAGUACAAGAUAGAGAGCAUCCAGGCGCCAAAGCUGUCAUGGCAACAAGACCCACGUUUCCAUGACAGCAGCUCAGAUGAGGAGGAGGAGAAGGGGCAGGAGGAAGAAGAGAAGACGCAAAGCAACGUCAUCGCCAAAAUAGAGGAGACUCCAACAAAGACCGGCCUUUUCUUCUUCUACCCUGAAGACAGCAGGCUGACCGAGGGUCCCAAGUUGUUCUGCCGCUCCUCUCAGCUGGAGGAGCAGAAGGAGCAGUGGGAGGAGAGGAGGACUGAGCUCAGACAGGAGUAUCGCAAGAAACACAAGGAUGCCCGGAGGAAGCUGAAGACCUCUGUAAAAAGCUGAGGAUUAUGGGAGGUGAAGUCUCAUUGUUUGGGUUUCCGCUCACUGGUAUGGACUUUAGAAAUAUUCAUCUCCUUUGUGCCGUUUCGUGCCCCAGACUGGUUUCCACAGUCAGCAGGAGAGACACCCACUGGGAAAGUUCAAGAUCAUCUAUUACUUUUUAAACUGGGAAGUACUUCCUCUUGGUCCGUCUGGUUUUGUUUUCUUGUUGGUUUACUGCUGCAAAUAACCUUGUGGACAAUCAGCAGAAUGAGCCAAUCACAACUGCAGAGGACCAAACCUGUUCAUACAAAUGGUUCAAAUGCAUAAAGAAGAGUUUAUUCAAACUUUAAUAAAAAACAAUUGUGCAAAAAUG
Gymnodraco acuticeps is the source of this 4149-nucleotide messenger RNA. RefSeq names its product nucleolar protein 8 (gene nol8). The coding region runs from base 144 to 3797 and encodes 1217 amino acids. The record is from RefSeq and is a predicted model, not a curated record. Gene Ontology annotation, molecular function: RNA binding. The transcript has 18 exons. NCBI's taxonomy places the organism in Eukaryota, Metazoa, Chordata, Actinopteri, Perciformes, Bathydraconidae.